Messenger RNA from Leopardus geoffroyi (Geoffroy's cat), 8019 nucleotides. It is a transcript of the gene RAB33B, whose product is annotated as RAB33B, member RAS oncogene family. Gene Ontology annotation, cellular component: endosome; Golgi apparatus. Bases 4944 to 5633 code for a protein of 229 amino acids. The transcript is spliced from 3 exons. Gene Ontology annotation, biological process: Rab protein signal transduction. The record is from RefSeq and is a predicted model, not a curated record. NCBI's taxonomy places the organism in Eukaryota, Metazoa, Chordata, Mammalia, Carnivora, Felidae. Gene Ontology annotation, molecular function: GTPase activity; GTP binding.
UUUUUAUUUUUUAUUUUUAAAUUUUUUUUUUCCAACGUUUAUUUAUUUUUGGGACAGAGAGAGACAGAGCAUGAACGGGGGAGGGGCAGAGAGAGAGGGAGACACAGAAUCGGAAACAGGCUCCAGGCUCUGAGCCAUCAGCCCAGAGCCUGACGCGGGGCUCGAACUCACGGACCGCGAGAUCGUGACCUGGCUGAAGUCGGACGCUUAACCGACUGCGCCACCCAGGCGCCCCUAUCAUUACUGAUUUUUAAAAUCUACCUGUUUAUCAAAUACUGAGAAGGAAAUGUUGAAAUCCAGCUAUAAUUGUGGAUUUGUCUAUUUCUCUUUUCUGUCUUGUCAGUUUUUAGUUCAUGUAACUUUAAGCUUUGUUGCUGUAUCUUCUUGAUGAAUUGACCUUUUUAUAUUAUGAAGUGUCCCUCUUUAUCUCUUGUCCUGAAGAUGGGCCAAAUUCCUUUUCCUGAACUCAACUUUAUCUGGUAUUAGUGUAGAUAUUCCAGCUUUAUUCUGUUUGUAUAUCUUUUUCCAUCAUUUUACUUUGAACUUAUCUGUGUCUUUAUGUUGAUGAUGCCUUUUUUCUUCUGUAGUCAGUAGUACAUAAUUAGGCCUUGCUUUUGUAUUUAUUUUUAAUCAUAGUGUUUAGACCAUUUACAAUUAAUUUAAUUUUUGAUAUAUUGUUUUCUAUUUGUCCAAUCUACAUUUUGUUUAUUUUUCCUUUUGUCUUCUUUUGGACUAAUUUGUGGUAUUCUAUUUUUUAAAAAAUUAAAAAAAAAUUUUUUUAACGUUUAUUCAUUUUUGAGAGACAGAGAAAGACAGAGCAUGAGUGGGGAAGGGGUAGAGAGAGGGAGACACAGAACCUGAAGCAGGCUCCAGGCUCCUAGCUGUCAGCACAGAACCUGACAUGGGGCUCAAACUCAUGAACCAUGAGAUCAUGAUCUGAGCUGAAGUCGGACGCUCAACCAACUGAGCCACCCAGGCGCCCCUGUGGUAUUCCAUUUUAAUUUCUCUGCUGGCUACUUAGCUAUGCUUAUUUGUUUUAUUAUUUUAGCUUUUGUUCUAAGUUUUACCAUAUGAAUCUUUAAUUUAUCACAAUCUACCUCCAAGUACUAUCAUACUACAACACAUAUAAUGUAAGAUAUACAGUGGAACCUUGAACAAUGCAGGGUUAGAGGUGACAACCCCCUUCUUCUCUGGUACUCUGUUAAAUAAUUUCCACAAAUUGGGUCUUUUUGUUAACCAUAGUAUCUUUUGCAACUCAUAUAGUGCCUUUCUCUCAUGUGGUAGGUGCUCAAUAAAAUAUUUUUAUGAGAACAUGGAGUUAUACAUUGUAUUCUUUUAUAUUUAAAAUUCCCUUUGGGGACAUCUGGCUGGCUCAGUCAGCAGAGCAUGUGACUCUUGAUCUCUGGGUUGUGAGUUCAAGCCCGACAUUGGGAGUAGAGCUUACUUAAAAUAUAAUUCCCUUUGAAUCUGAGUUUAAUUCCUUUUUCCUCCCUAACAUCUUCUCUCUGGUUUAAAAAUCUUUGCUAUUUUUAUUUUGCCGUAUUUAUUUUAUUGAUCAUUGCGAAGAACCAGCCCUUUCCUUUUUUGAUCUGUUUUGUGUUUCUGGAUUUAAUUCUAAAACUCAGUAAGCUAACCUAUAAAAUUAUAAUGGCAAUUUACUAUUUAGGUACUAAAGUUAAAUUCUGCUACUUAUACUGUAAUAUCUUUUUUAUGAUAUUACAUAAAUAUCAUGGUAAUCUGGUGGAGGCCAAUAAGACCAAUACUGUACUUCUCUGGGGAAUUAGAGUUCUGUCUUUAAGAGAGAGAUGACUCAUACUACGAGUCAGGAUGUACAGGUAAUCAGAAUUGUGAGAAGGGCCCUUAUAUAGGCCAUGCUUUUCCAUUAGUGGGAAGGGGGCACAAUUUUGCCCCCCAAGGGCUUUUGCUAAUGUCUAGAGAUUUAGGUUGUUACAACUAGGAAUGGAAUACCACUGGCAUGUAGUUGGUACUAGCCAGAGAUGCUGCUAAACAUCCCACAAUGCACAGGUCAGCUUCCCAUAACAAAGAAUUACCUGGCUCAAAAUGUCAACAGUGCCAAGACUGAAAGCCCUUAACUAGGCAAGCAAGAAAACUAUCCUUUGUCCUCUGUGCUCAGGCCUGAACUGAAGAGUGAAACUGUCUAGGAGCUAUUCCUUGGUUAAGAUCAGUUUAAGAGUGGCCUCUGCCACAGGGAGGUGACAUCUCUGUAGCAAAACAAAACAAUGCUGAAGACUACCCUUAUUUUAUGUUUCUUCUUUUUCUUCGUCGUCCUUUUUUUUUUUUUUUUUUUUAAGUAGGCCUUCACGCCCAGGAUGGAGCCCAACAUGGGACUUGAACUCACAAUCUUGAGAUCAAGACCUGAGCUCAGAUCAAGAGUUGGACGCUUAACCCACUGAGCCACUCAGGUUCCCCUUAUUUUAUGUUUCUAAUACUCAUUCAGUUUUUUCUAUUAGAAAAGUAUUUUUAAAUAUAUAUCUAAACAAAUACCCUAAAUAAAUUAUAAAUCUAUAAAUCAAAAUAAAUACCCUAAACCAUUUAUAAUGUUCAAGAUGAAGUUGGACUGCUAAAGAUUCAAAUUUAGUCUCUUCUCAGCUAUGUAGCAAAGUAUUAAGAAAAAGUUACAUCCUUCUACUUUGAGGUCAGGUGGUCGUGACAGCAAGGAGUGAAGAAUUCCAAGGACAAAAUGAAUUCUCAGAAAAUAUGGCUGCAAAUCCAUCCACUCUUCCCAAUAGUAGAAUCUCCAAGUAUCAAACCUGGAAGGUCUGGGAUUAUUCACUUAAGAGUGGUAUAUACCUCAGUCACACAGAGUCUCUCAAACUGCAGGCUGAAAAUGCAGAACUCCUGAUAACAAUGUCAAGUGUCUAUAGUAUUUUUUUCUGUUUAAGUAGUAUUGAAGUGUGUAUAAUUGGUAAAGGGCUCAAAUUGACAAACUUCACGCAAGAAGAAAUUUCUCACUUCACUAACUUAUUCAUCAUUUGCUGAAUAACAAUGAGCUUUCCGUCAGUAGUCAAGAGCUGACAAUCUGGCUGGUAGGACACAACGCAUAAUUACACAACUUAAACAGUGAAAAUAAGUUUCAAAUACCAAAUGAGUAAUACCCCCCAAAGUGUACUAGUUUUAGAAUAAAGCAAAGAACAUUCUAAGCCAAAGGAAUCAGGAAAACCUUCACAGAGAUAAAACUUGUGAAAUAUGAAUAGGAUUUGGAAAAACAAACAAGAAAAGGGAUUUCUGAUAGUUUAGCGAGAGCUAAACUGAAAAGGUCUGAAUAUAAAAGAGCAAGGGUCUUAGGGUGCAAAGAUACUGCUGUUUUUUUUUUUUUUACUCAUCCUUUGAAAUUACCUGAUUAUCCACAGCUUUGAAUUCUUCAACUGCUUUUUGUCUUACAUCUUCAGCUUCUCUCCUUUGAAUGGGACAGGUAGAGUAAAUGAGAGGAAUAUAUUCCAAGGCCCUCUAAUAGUUUGGGAAAUGAUUAAUUUUCGUGAUAACAACCUCACAAAUAAACAAUUCGAAUCUGAAAGUUUCUCUAGCAGGAAAGUGAAUAAAUGUAAUUGGCAUACACAUUCAAGAAGACGGGUAAACUUUUCUCCCUGGCUAACAUAGCUUGGCAUAUUAGUGACUGGAUAGUUUUUCUACUGCAACAGAAAUUACUAUAUAUUAAGGCUUUUGCAAAUUCCUGUUAAUUCUGGGCACACUCGGGUUCUACCUCUAAUUUCUUCUGACUACAUUUUCAUGUAAUCUAAUAGAAUAAGCAGUUUAUCUCCUUUCCUAGAACUCUGGAGUGCUCUACCAUUCCUCUCACUCUAUUUAAAUCCUGCCGUGUCCUCCUCUCCAUAGCCCCUGACUUUACGAACGACAUAACCAUUUGCUCAAACAGAAAAAAAUACAGUCUUGUUUUUGCAAAACAACACAACGUUUCACAAAAAGCAGAGUUCGCACAUUUGGGCCUUUUGUGUUUGUUAAUGUAUGAUAGGUUUCCUCUGAAGAAUUCACAGUAAUCCAGAGAAGAUUGUUUAAGGUUGAGUGGUCCCGUCUAAUAAUGUUUUCCUUAAAUAGUGUGCCGAAGACAACUAUGUGCACUCAGUAAUAUUUACCGACAUGCAGGCACUAAGACAUAACUAGGGCACAAUGGGUUUUAUUCUCGCUAGAGAGGGCGUCUGGUCAAGACUCCCCGUUCAAUACCCCCGAGUGGCCCGCAUGGGAUCUGCUCUACUUUCUGGACCUGGGGCAUUAGCCAAACGAGCCCAAGGCACCAGAGUCCCGUGAAUACCCUCACUUGGCCUAAGGGGUGUCCUCUGUGCCAAGGCGGCAGGGGCCUCGAACUCCCACCUGCUCACUGCCAAACACGCGCCAGCCACGACGGAAGGCGGCAAUACCCCAAGCGACCAGGAGCUCGUCCCCAAGCGCAUCUCGCGACGGGAGGCCUCUCGGCGGCGCCUCACGCCCCACCCCCUCCAGUCCCUGUCGCUGUCCCAACUCGCGGGGUCCAGAGAGUCCGGAGGAGGCAGGGGGUACAGCCGACACCACAACCUCCCAGCUGCAAGCCAAGGGAACUCGCUUCCACCUCCAAGUCCGGGGAAUCCCCAACGACGUCGACUACAACGCCGAACUCGCCAUCCCAGCCUUCCGAAGACUUCGCAGCCCCUCACCAGGCACCCGUUGAAGGCGGCUCUUCAGCCCUCUCGCGAGAGAGUGCCUGGUGGUACCUCCUUCCUCAGCUGUCUUUCUCUCCCCGCCCCCAGAGUGAUUGCGCGGCUUCCUCCGGAGGGCGGGAGCCUUGGACGUGGCGGGGCCGGGCCAGCCUGGCUGCCGGGCCUGGGCGCUCUGCUUGGCCGCUCGGCUCACUUGGCCGCUUGGCUGGCCCUCCGCACCCGCCGUCCAGCCUCCGGCCGGUCCCCUGCCUUUCCAGUUUGGGGCGGGUCCGGAGAAUGGCUUCGGAGAUGGAGUCGUCUCUCGAGGCAAGCUUCACGUCCAGCGGUGCGGUGUCAGGGGCUUCAGUAUUUCUGCCUCCGGCUCGCUCCCGUAUCUUCAAGAUAAUCGUGAUCGGUGACUCCAAUGUGGGCAAGACGUGCCUGACCUACCGCUUCUGCGCCGGCCGCUUCCCGGACCGCACCGAGGCUACUAUCGGGGUGGAUUUCCGAGAACGAGCGGUGGAGAUUGAUGGGGAGCGCAUCAAGAUCCAGUUAUGGGACACAGCAGGACAAGAACGAUUUAGAAAGAGCAUGGUACAGCACUACUACAGAAAUGUACAUGCUGUUGUCUUCGUGUAUGAUAUGACCAACAUGGCUAGUUUUCAUAGCCUACCAUCUUGGAUAGAAGAAUGCAAACAACAUUUGCUAGCCAGUGACAUACCACGGAUUCUCGUUGGAAAUAAAUGUGACUUGAGAAGUGCCAUUCAAGUACCUACAGACUUGGCCCAGAAAUUUGCUGACACACAUAGUAUGCCUUUGUUUGAAACCUCUGCGAAAAACCCCAAUGAUAAUGACCAUGUGGAAGCUAUAUUUAUGACCUUGGCUCAUAAACUUAAGAGCCACAAACCAUUAAUGCUUAGUCAACCCCCCGAUAACGGAAUUACUCUGAAGCCUGAACCAAAGCCUGCAAUGACAUGCUGGUGCUAAGUAACAGUCUUUAUUAUACUAUCUAAUUUUGACAAAAGAAAUACUUUUGAAGUAUGACAGUGAUAAGUCAUAAGAUUUAAUCUCAAGUAUAAUGGAUCAUCCUGACACUUUACUAUUUAUCAUUGUCAUGCUGAUUUUUUGUAUUUUGUAUCUACUUAAUUAAGUUUGUCACUGUGACAACACAGGGAAAAAGUUGGUUUUCAUGUGAGGUUGAAAAUGAAGCAAAGGUAGAAUGAAUCAGAACAUUUUUCCAUUGAGAACCCAAAGAAGGAGGCUUCAGAUGAGAGCAUGAUAGUAUUUUAGGAGUAAGUGACUGUUCAGUCCUGUAUUCGUGGAAUUGAAAAAAAAAUUAAAGGUUUAGGACAUACUUCCUAGGUAUGUCCUUUGAAUGGGAAGUGUUCUCAAUAGGAUAAACCUGGUAUUUGCCUCUGCCUAUAGUUCUUUCUUUGUAUUAUUGAUGUAUUUAAUUGCAUUAUUAUUGGUACAUUUUAGAGCCAAGACUUUAUGUCGUUCCAGUGGGAGGAGAAGGCAUGGAAUGUUUUCUGGUUCUCAGUGCAUAAAGAGUGACUUUUCCAAUGAUUCUAGAUGCUUGAUAUUUCUAAUCAGUAUCAAUCAUAUCUACAGAAGUCAUUGUUACUUUUAAAAGAAUAAUUUGUUUUCUUACUAAUUUCUGUUAAAAUACACAAAAAUAAGUCUGACUUUAAUGAAAAUGAAGUGACAUAAUAAGGUGCUUUAUAUUUUAUUUUGAUAUCUUUAGUGAAAAACCAAUUGAAAACAUUUGAGGAGUUGUAACUUGGGAGGAAAAUAGUUAAACGUGGUUCCUGGCUACCACAGGAGACCUAUUCUUAGCUCUUCGUAAUUUCAGGCUCUAUGUCUGGCAUAGUAUCUCUUGUUCUCUUCCACAGUCAGUUAAUUUAAUAACUAAAGGUUGAAUUAACAACUCAACUUCUAUUUGGAGUGUAGCUCUGAGGGCAUACCUCUAAUUGCUAUGAGUCUACAUAUAUUUCUGUAAUAGUAUUGUGUUACAAUAUAUCAGUUUUUUAAAUCUUUAAAUUUUAUGGUCACAACAAACUAUUCCUCCUCAGUAUGAAAAAUAAAUUAAAUAUUGAAAAAUACCUUGUCUCUCUCCCUCAGUUGUGGAAAGAAUAGUUCAAGAAGUUUUUUUUUUUUACCCUAAAUACUUUUAUUUUGAGUUUGAGACUUUGCACAUUGAAAAUAGUAAGCUUGCAUAUAAAGCUAUUACAUGAAUGGAAUGUAAGCCAUGAACUUUGAAGGGUGCACAUUCACUGAUUCUGAUAGAUUGCCGUCCUUGAUAAUUCUAGAGGUAAUUAAGCCAAAAGAUGAUUGUACUUAGAAUAUUUUCAGAACGUGGUAAAUCAAUGAACUAUGUUAUCUAGUGUAGUUUAGGAUUUUUGUUUAAUCAUUACAGUGGUCCUAACUGGAUAAUCUAAUUAUAAAAACAAGAUAAUUCUAUUAAAUGAAAUAACUGAAAGUAAUAAUUUUAGAAAAUAAUUAUUCAAUUUUAAAUAUUAGAGCUUAAGGAAAAACAGGUUGGCUUUAUCUGUGUCUAGGGAGAUUAAUCCACUUUCUUAUCUUGCUAGAAUUAAAAAUGGUUUGAAUUUAAAUUAAUGUUGCUUUGUAACUAUUUUUAUAGUAAAACAAUGACAACUGUGCUAAUUGUGGUGGGUGUAGCAGUUUUUUAAAGAAGGGAAUCUGUUUAUUGCUUUUAAAACAUUUUCUGAAGUGUGGGAAGAAAGUUUACAAACUUUCCACACACAUUUCUGUUUUUAAGUGCUGUUAAUAAUGGUUAAAAAAAAUUAUUUAACUUUAUUUCUUUUUUUAAGAACUUAGUAACAGGUAUCCUUUACAGUUCUGUGAAAGGACUUAGUUUUUCACUUUAAUAUUUAUUAAUUUUGAAAUAUUUGUAUCUCAUUUGUAAUGAUUUACUGUUUUAAUUUUUUCUACAUAUGUUUUUAUUUUUUAAAAGAGCAUACUUAUCAGUUGGGGGAUAAAGCUUUUAGAUAUUUUCCAAAAUAUUUAUAAAACAUUUCAUUGUUGAGAAGUCACUUCCAAAAUGGUGGCUAUCAAACAAAUAAUAAUAAAUUUUUAAAGCACAAGUCACACAUUUUGUAACUCCUAUGUGAAUUUAUUUUAACUGUGACCUUUAAUUGAAAACAUCAGAUAUGUUUUGGAAAAGUCUUAAUUUGAGAACACUGAAGGAAGCUAAUCCAGAAUCUAAUGUAGUUAGCUAUUAAUGAUGAUGCUUUAUUGACAGUAUAUUGCUAAUAUGUUUCCUCACGAAAUCUAAAGUUAAAUAAUUUCAUUGUGGAAUAGUGUCACUGUAAUGUUUCCCUUAUGAAGUUCAAUAAACCAGGUUUGCCAUAAA